UCUAAAGGGGGCACGGCGUGUGUCACGUUGCGUGGGACAGUCAGGAACACAUUCACAAUAAUGUGGCAGAAUCUUUGGAAUUGGAAGUAACAGUCCUCCAGACUAUAGUUACCCAGGAGGGGAAAAAAAGAGCCCAUUUGCCGUGACAUUGUGAAUUCGCAAUGCCGUGACCCGGAUUCGAACCGGGGUUGCUGCGGCCACAACGCAGAGUACUAACCACUAUACGAUCACGGCGAGCUACCAGGGCUGUGCGCUAAGAAGGAGGAAAAGUCAAUUUAACUGAAGCCUGGAGUGACGUGGACAUGCGCAACCAUUUCAUUUGCAUGAGGAUACUCCAGAGCUGUGAUAAUGAAUGGAAAACUCAUCCCCCAUACUCCACUGGCUGUGGACUUCUGGCAGGUCAGGAAGUGUCCGCAUGUCCGCCUGUUCUUCCUGUCCCAUAUGCACAGUGACCAUACAGUGAGCCUGACCUCGACCUGGGCCAACAGACCAAUCUACUGUUCACCGGUUACUGCCACACUGCUCAAACUCAAACUACAGGUCAGAGAGAGAUGGAUCCAUCCUCUAGAGGUGGGGGAACCCAACAUGUUGCCUCUGGAUGAUAUAGGCAAGGAGAGGUUGACCGUCACUCUCAUGGAUGCUAACCACUGUCCAGGGGCGGUCAUGUUCCUGUUCCAAGGAUACUUUGGCACCAUACUCUACACUGGAGAUUUUCGCUACACUCCAUCCAUGCUGCGUGAGCCGUGUCUAAGGACCAACACCACUAUAGAUGUCCUGUACCUGGAUAACACUAACUGUGACCCCACACGCACCCUGCCCUCCAGACAACGAGCCACUCAGCAGAUCAAAGAGAUCAUCCGUAGCCAGCCCAAGCACAAUGUUGUCAUUGGCCUCUAUACUCUGGGUAAGGAGUCUCUAUUGGUACAGCUGGCCAUGGAGUUUAAGACCUGGAUUGAAGUGUCCAUCGAGAGACUAAAGACUCUCAGAGCCCUGGAGCUACCAGAUGUCUUCACCACUGAGCCAGGAGCGGGUCGGAUCAGGGCUGUGGACCAGUCAGAGAUCCGCUCCACCAACCUCCUCCGUUGGAACAGGGAACACCCCACCCUGGCCAUCCUGCCCACCAGCAGACCCCUGGUCUCCUUCCACCCUAAUGUUCAUGUGGUGCCUUACUCUGACCACUCCUCCUACCAGGAACUGGAGGACUUUGUCUCGGCCCUGCAGCCCACCUCCCUGGUCCCCAUCGUGGGCAGGCUUACCUCUGGCAUCCCCUCCUUCUCUGCCCUGCUGCCUAGGAGAAAACACCACGACGUUCUGGUUCCCGAGUCAGUCCGGCACUAUAUGAAGGGCCGGCCUGAGUUGCAGGUUCAAGACCCUGGUCAGUCCAGCUUCCUGGGUUACAGUAACCUGCUGCGGAGGCCUAUCCGACCCCCUCCACCCAGAGGGGUGGUGUUUGAGUCCCCCCCUAAGGCCCCCUCCAGGCCUGGGUCGGUGGCGGACGAAGCCUGGGAGACAGGGUCCAUGGAGCAUCCUCAUCAGGAGGAAGAGAUGGACAUAGAGAUGGAUGCAGAAAAAGAUGGAGAAGAUUCAGACUGUAUACUGAUGGAUCUCAGUAAAGACCACAGCCCUACCACAGACAUAGGGCCCAGCUCCAACCCCAACCCCAGCCUGACCGGAGACCCUAACCCCAGCCUGACCAGAGACCCCAACCCCAGCCUGACCAGAGACCCCAGCCUCAGGAGAGCCCCAUGGAGCCUGAAUCUGGUCCACAAGGUCUCAGAGAACCUGGAUUUGGAGGAGAGUGUCCCUUUCAGUCUAUUCACCCAGAGUAACUUUACACUCAUGGAGGUCCUGAGAAACACUGCCAUUUCACUGAGACCCAGAGCUGUGAGAGAGGAGACCCAUCCUCAGUAUUUGCCUCGUGACAAUGACAAUAUGGCCGCUGAAAACUGUAACUUCAACGAAGUGUCAGUUAACAUAACCAGUUCCCACAAUGGAAACCCAGACCAGGAGAUAGAAUGUCUUCCAUUACCACUUCUUAGCCUGAGCCCCUGUUCCAGUGACAGUACCUGUGUGAACACUAGUGACACCACUGACACACAUACACAACCUGAACCUCCAGAAGACUGUGAGAUGUCUCUUCUGCGGUCCCUCCCUUUCUCCGAGGAGGACGUGUCUGUCUCUGGUUGCUAUAGGAACACUCUUCUUGACCGGAGCUUUUUGGAAAAGUUCAGCCUCUCUCCUUUAGAUUUGAAGUAGGGUGUAGUUGCCCAAGCCAGUUUUUCGAUUUUUCUCCACUAAUGGUAAAGGGUAUGAUUGGGAGAGGUGAAGCUGAUCCUAGAUCUGUACCUAUAGCAGUCUUCAGUUCCACUCUGCUGUGGAGAGGUACCUUAGCUGCUGACGCCCGACAGAGACAGAGGACAAUGUGAAUACUAACGUGUCAACGGUCUUUCCUCCACUUGUACUGUUUUUGUAAUUUAUUUUUUGCUAUGUCAGAUGGAGAUUUUCCAUUUAAGUUUGUUGUUUUUUGGUUCAGGACUAGGCUUAAUCUGUGUCUGGGGAAACUGGCCUGUUAUGUUGACUUUAAGAAGUGCUUAUUUCAGUGUCAUUUUAAUUUCUGACAUGAUUGGUGUUUAUACAGGUGCAGUAUUUACUCAGCUCUCACCUACUCUAUGUUAUGGCUAGGUUGUAGGUUGCAUGGAUUCAUUCCAUUCCCCGUAAUGUGCCACAGUGAUUGAACCAUGUUUUUAAGGAUUUAUUCCCCGUAAUGUGCCACAGUGAUUGAACCAUGUUUUUAAGGAUUUAUUCCCCGUAAUGUGCCACAUUGAUUGAACCAUGUUUUAAAUGUGACUCAUUGGUGAAAGGCUUCAUCCUGUAGCCAAUGUAUUCUAUGCCUUUUAACCCAUCUCACAGUUGAUUAUAUAUAUAUAUAUAUAUAUAUAUAUAUAUAUAUAUAUAUAAUAUGUAAUGUACACUGAGUAUACCCAAACAUUAGGAACACCUUCCCCCUUGACUGGUGUCAAGCUCCCUGCCAUCCAGGACCUAUAUGUCAGACAGAGGAAAGCCCGAAAAACUGCCUAAGACUCCAGCCACCAAAGCCUUAGACUGUUCAUUCUGGUACCACCCAGUACCGCCUGGUGCAUCGGCUCCCAUGACAACAGGCGCUGAGACAGCUUCUACCCCCAAGCCAUUAGACUGCUAAAUAGUUAAUUAAAUGGUUACCCAGACUAUCUGCACUGACCUCAUCUUGUACUGAUUCUAUGCACACUCACAAGACUAUACACUGUGUUGCCCUCAAAACAAGCCUCAAUUUGUCGGGGCAUGAACUCUACAAGGUGUUGUAAGCAUUCCACAGGGAUGCUGACCCAUGUUGACUCCAAUGCUUCCUACAGUUGUGUCAAGUUGGCUAGAUGUCCUUUGG
This is a messenger RNA of Oncorhynchus tshawytscha (Chinook salmon), 3418 nucleotides long. It is a transcript of the gene dclre1b, whose product is annotated as DNA cross-link repair 1B. NCBI's taxonomy places the organism in Eukaryota, Metazoa, Chordata, Actinopteri, Salmoniformes, Salmonidae. The coding region runs from base 349 to 2256 and encodes 635 amino acids. Gene Ontology annotation, molecular function: 5'-3' DNA exonuclease activity; damaged DNA binding. The transcript is spliced from 7 exons. The record is from RefSeq and is a predicted model, not a curated record. Gene Ontology annotation, biological process: interstrand cross-link repair; protection from non-homologous end joining at telomere; double-strand break repair via nonhomologous end joining.